GAGCGCAUCAAACCAACCCAUUAAGUGCUGGGACAGAACUGGUGAAGCACAGGCUGCCGAGGGUCAAUCAGAUUACUGGGUAACAUGGAUUGUGACGUCAGGGUUUAGGACGCGUCGCGUUGACUUCAUGCAAAGCAGACGAGCGCUUUCCCCGGACGCGAAAGGACCGAGCCGCUCUCCUCCCGCAGACAGACGCCAGCAUGAGUCCACCGACACCGACCUGAAGGACAGACACAGCAGAAUGGCCUCGUAUCUGGAGAUAGCUGAUGACAGCGAAGGGCACGACCUGAGUCUUUUCUGUGUGCCGAAACACUACGAGGAGGAUUUGGACAGUGUUAUAAUACCCAAUGGCCUCAUUAAAGACAGGACUGAAAGGUUGGCCAGAGAUAUCGUUCGGGACAUGGGCGGGCAGCAUAUCGUGGCCCUCUGCGUUCUGAAAGGAGGGUAUAAGUUCUUCGCGGACCUGAUGGAUUACAUCAAGACGUUGAAUCAAAACAGCGAUAAGUCUGUGCCACUGACUGUGGAUUUCAUUAGACUAAAGAGCUACUCGAAUGAUCAGUCUACAAACUGUGUGAAGGUCAUCGGUGGAGAUGAAUUAUCUGCCCUUACUGGCAAAAAUGUGCUCAUUGUAGAGGAUAUUGUAGAGACGGGAAAAACUAUGGAAACGCUGCUCAAUCUAUUAAAUGAAUGUCAUCCUAAAAUGGUGAAAGUUGUCAGUUUACUUGUGAAAAGGACGCCCAGGAGCUCAGGAUACCGUCCAGACUAUAUUGGAUUUGAAGUCCCUGACAAGUUCCUAGUUGGAUAUGCUUUAGACUACAAUGAAUAUUUCAGGGAUCUGAGUCAUAUCUGUAUUUUAAGUGACCGAGCGAAAGAGAAAUAUAAAGUAUGAUAUGACACCCAAGUGCUGGACGCAUGAAGAAAAAGAUCACUGUGAACUUUUUUUGUUUUUGUUGUUGUUUUGUUAUUGUAAAAUUAUUUUUCUACAUGCCAUCUGAAAAGAAUACUGAACUCAUGACACAUGGAUUCCCAAAGAUAAAUGAUCGCACUUACAGUGCUGCCGUCAAGGAGGAAGGAGAGUGAAAAUGUCCCGUGUUAUAAUUAGUAAUCUAAUUUUAAUUGUCAUUACUGGUGAAGAUUAAGGGCAGAUUGAACUGAGGCCUUAGAUUAAUUGGUUUUAAGUUGGUUUUAUGUUCGCGUAAGUCCAUUUGGCUAAUACAAGUUUGGAUUUAGAGCUCAGAGACUGCAAAGCUAGUCACUGUUUGCUAGUUAUUGUUAUUUAUGAUAUAUUCUGUAGAUACUGACCCCAGAUUAUAUCCACACAUGGACGUCAUGAAGGCUUUGGUGGUGAAAUGGAGGCUUUUGAUCGCUGCAAUAAAAUUACACUGACAGUGCUA
Molecule: messenger RNA, 1394 nt
Organism: Cyprinus carpio (common carp)
Lineage: Eukaryota; Metazoa; Chordata; Actinopteri; Cypriniformes; Cyprinidae
Gene: hprt1l
Product: hypoxanthine phosphoribosyltransferase 1, like
Biological process (GO): GMP salvage; hypoxanthine metabolic process; purine ribonucleoside salvage
Molecular function (GO): hypoxanthine phosphoribosyltransferase activity; magnesium ion binding
Source: RefSeq, a predicted model, not a curated record